AUGGCGACAGCCUCGGCAGACUCAGGACACGGGUCCACCAAGAUAACUCCUGAGAUGCUCCAGGAGAUGCUCCAGAACUACAACCUGAGCCGCCAGGAGUUUAUCAGCACUUACAACAUCCAGCCGCUCGUCUACAUCCCCGAGUUACCGUACAGCGCCAAGACCACCUUCGUGAUCAUGUACAUGGUCAUUUUCAUCCUGGCGCUGACUGGAAAUAGUUUGGUGAUCUACAUUGUUGUGAAGAAACGAGCGAUUCAGACGGCGACAGAUAUUUUUAUUUGCUCUCUGGCGGUCAGCGACCUGCUCAUCACUGUGUUCUGCAUGCCUUUCACCCUGCUGCAGAACAUCCUGUCUGAGUGGUUCGGAGGGGUUCUGGUUUGCAAGACAGUUCCCUUUGUGCAGACUACAGCCAUUGUGACAGGCAUCCUCACAAUGACCUGCAUUGCCAUUGAGAGAUACCAGGGCAUUGUGUUCCCGCUGAAGAUGAGGAGGCACUACUCGUCUAAAAGGGCUUACAAGAUGCUAGGGCUGGUAUGGGUCGCCUCGGUGAUAGUGGGCUCUCCAAUGCUGUUUGUGCAACAGCUAGAGGUGAAGUACGACUUCCUGUAUGAUCACUACCACGUGUGCUGUCAGGAGAGUUGGCGCUCUCUGACUCACAGGCAGGUGUACACCACCUUCAUCAUGGUGGCUCUUUUCCUGCUCCCUCUGACAGCCAUGCUUUUCCUCUACACGCGCAUCGGCAUUGAGCUGUGGAUCCGCAAGAGGGUGGGCGACUCCUCAGUGCUCAACACCAUGAAUCACAGAGAGAUCAAUAAGAUCUCACGGAAAAAGAAAAGAGCAGUUAAAAUGAUGAUUACCAUCGUUCUGCUGUUCACCAUCUGCUGGGCACCCUUUCAUACAGUCCACAUGCUGUUUGAGUAUUAUGACCUGGAGAACAAAUAUGACGGCGUCACACUGAACAUGAUCAUCGCCAUUGUUCAGGCCAUCGGGUUCUUCAACAGCUUCAACAAUCCCAUCGUGUAUGCCUUCAUGAACGAGAACUUUAAGAAGAGCUGCGUCUCCACCCUCUCCGACUGCAUCCGAAAGCCUAACCAGCACGGCAGCGCCAUGGUGGCGCCAGAAAUGACUGUGCAGUUUAUCAAACCCCAAAGUAGAGACGCCUUCAUGGAUUCUGGUGAAGGCACUACCUCUAAGCCGAACUCAGAAGAUAAAGGACCCUCAUGUUCAUCACAUGAAGAGAGCUUGCUGGAAAUAAUUGGAGAAAAAAUGUCCACUAUCCAAACAGUGCUCCCCGCAAAUAGCUCCUCUCAAGUCAAAUGAGAAUUGGCUCAAAGUUCAGGAGUUGAAGUCGACCCCCUCCCCCGGUUGAUGGAGCAGCUGUAGGAGCAUCAAAUGUGAUUUCAGGUCUCACAGUUGUGGUUCAAGGUCCCAAAAAGUCCAACAGCUUGGAAACAUAUCUCUGAAGUGCCAGGGGCAAAAGCAUUUUUUCAUUCUGGUUUGGCGAACAGCAGGAAGGAAAUGAAGGAAUUCCAAAAAGAGGCACUUUUGCUGUGAAGACUACCCCUGGAGCAAUCACGAUCAGCGGUCAGACACUGAACAACCAAUUUGUUAGAGAAUUUCUCUGACUAGAGAAAUCAUUUCUAUUGAGAUAUUUCUAAAAUCUGCAGGACAUUCAGCCUCUCUCAGUAAAUGCUUAAAAGUGUGUCAGAUGCAACUGUGUUCAGUGUCAUCCGAAAAAAAGCACUUGGCGGUCACCACUGUAGAGUUAUACUGAGUAUGCUACACUGAGAACUCUUUGGAAAAAACAUCAUAGACGACUUCAAAAGCUUUCUGCCUUUAAGAAGCAAAGGACGAUGCCUCAGCUUUUAUUGCACUGCUAGAUUUGCGUUAGUUUAAGGCAGCAUUGAAGUCAGUUCAGGUUCAAUUGCAAAACAUCAUCUUUAUAAGGUUGCUGUUCAGCUUCAUAGAUUUGUUUAUUGCUUUUAAAUCUUUUGGAGAUAGAGAUCGACGAUUCACACAAAUUCAGUCUGAUAAUGAAACACCUCUUAUUGCCAGCAGGAACAAACAUCCAUGUACGCUUUUCACUUCUUUCAAUUGAACAAUUUAAUCAUUUUAUAUAAUGUAUGAAAAACUAUUUUGACUUUUUUUUUUAACUGCUAUAUAGAUAGCCCAAAUAGAUCCUGCGAAAACAACAGCCUUGUUUUUUUUUCUCCAAAGGUUCUGUAUGCAACAUUCAAAGCAUUAAUAUAGCAGCAAACCACUAUCUGCUGAAAUGAAGUCAUGCUACCUCUGUGUGUGUGUGUGUGUGUUGUAAUCGGAGCCUCUCUGUGGUUUGUGGUGGUGAACAGGUCCAGCUGCUCAUUCAUGUUAGUGCAUGUUUGUAUGUCAGGGGCUAGCUCAUUGCUGCAGCUUUGCACUGUGCUCCUAUGGUUGCCUCUGAUAACGGGAUGCUCUGUCAGCACUGUUGCUGUUGUAAGCACUAUUUAUGGAGUUAGCACUGUUAGCUGCUAACCACCAGCUCAGCCACCAUGUUGAGAACCAGACAAUUCAUACUCUCUGAAUUUCACAUAGAGCCCAUUUAAAGGGUGCUUCUUAAUCACCUUACAUACGGCAUGCCCUUUUAGCAUUUAAUCAGCAGGACUUAUA
This is a messenger RNA of Epinephelus fuscoguttatus (brown-marbled grouper), 2646 nucleotides long. RefSeq names its product pyroglutamylated RFamide peptide receptor b (gene qrfprb). Gene Ontology annotation, biological process: G protein-coupled receptor signaling pathway. The record is from RefSeq and is a predicted model, not a curated record. Gene Ontology annotation, cellular component: membrane. Gene Ontology annotation, molecular function: peptide binding; neuropeptide Y receptor activity. Bases 1 to 1320 code for a protein of 439 amino acids. The transcript has 6 exons. Lineage: Eukaryota; Metazoa; Chordata; Actinopteri; Perciformes; Serranidae.